AUGCAAGAUUUACUUACGGAGAAAGUUCUUGCCGGAAAAUCCAAGAUAGAAGUCUAUUUCCCUCAUUAUGCCACUUACCAGGCUCCAGCUGAUACAUUGGCGGAAUACCGUCAUGAAAACUCGGAAGUUGUACGCGCCCGAUUUUUCUUCCGCGAUGAAUUCCUUAAAGUAACAUCAAAUAAUAAUGGUGGACGUCAUUAUUGUUAUCCUCAUUUGACAUGUGCGGUUGAUACAGAAAAUAUUCGACGCGUAUUCAAUGAUUGUCGCGACAUCAUCCAGCGAAUGCAUCUACGACAGUACGAAUUACUCUAG
Molecule: messenger RNA, 312 nt
Organism: Heterobilharzia americana
Lineage: Eukaryota; Metazoa; Platyhelminthes; Trematoda; Strigeidida; Schistosomatidae
Source: the annotation of a GenBank genome assembly